GGGCAGCACGAGGAGGCCGGCACCAGGUUUGCCGGGGCCGUGCAAGUGUUGGGCUACUGCCCCGAGCUGUCCUACAACAUGGCGCUCUGCUACUACGCAGCCAAGCGGUACGCCCCCGCCCUCAAACACAUCUCCGACAUAAUCGAGCACGGCAUCCACCAACACCCGGAGCUCAGUGUGGGCACCAGCGCCGAGGGCACCGACGUCCGCAGCGUGGGCAACACUCUGCUGCUGCACCGCACCGCCCUGGUGGAGGCCUUCAACCUCAAGGCAGCCAUCGAGUACCAGCUGCGCAACCUGAAAGCGGCGCAGGAGGCGCUCACGGAUAUGCCGCCGAGGGCCGAGGAGGAGCUGGAUCCGGUCACGCUGCACAACCACGCGCUCAUGAACAUGGACAUCCAGCCCACUGAGGGCUUUGAGAAACUGCAGUUUCUUCUGCUGCAGAACCCCUGUCCGCCAGAAACGUUUGGGAACUUGCUGCUCCUCUAUUGCAAGCAUCAGUACUAUGACCUGGCAGCUGAUGUGCUGGCAGAGAAUGCCCACCUGACCUACAAACUGCUCACGCCUUACUUGUACAACUUCCUGGACGCCAUUAUUACUUGUCAAACUGCCCCUGAGGAGGCCUUCCACAAGUUAGAUGAUUUGGCAGGGGCGCUGACUGAGCAGCUGAGAAAACUCACAAAGCAGGUACAAGAAGCUAGGCAAAACUGGGAUGAUGAAGCUGUGAAAAAGGCAGUUAAUGAGUAUGAUGAGACUUUGGAUAAAUAUGUACCUGUCUUGAUGGCCCAGUCAAAGAUCUACUGGGACAUGAAGAACUACACAAUGGUAGAAAACAUCUUCCGCAAAUCGGUAGACUUCUGUAACGAACACGAGGUGUGGAAGCUCAAUGUGGCUCACGUGCUCUUCAUGCAAGAGAAGAAGUACAAAGAGGCAAUUGGCUUCUAUGAGCCCAUAGUUAAAAAACACUACGAUGACAUUCUCCACGUGAGUGCCAUUGUGCUGGCAAAUCUCUGCGUUUCCUACAUCCUGACAAGCCAGAAUGAAGAUGCGGAGGAGCUGAUGAGGAAGAUUGAGAAGGGGGAAGAGCAGCUGUCCUGUAAUAAUCCCGAUAAAAAUAUCUACCAUCUUUGCAUUGUCAAUCUAGUCAUCGGUACCCUCUACUGCGUGAAGGGAAACUAUGACUUUGGUAUUUCCAGGAUCAUUAAAAGCCUGGAGCCAUAUAACAAAAAACUGAGCACUGACACCUGGUAUUACGCCAAACGGUGUUUCCUCUCCUUGCUUGAGAACAUGUCCAAGCACAUGAUCAUGCUACGUGACAGCGUUAGUCAAGAGUGCAUUCAGUUUCUGAAGCAGUGUGAGCUGUAUGGAAGGAACAUCCCAGCUGUCAUCGAGCAACCCCUUGAGGAGAGGAGGAUGCACAGUGGGAAGAAUACUGUUACCUAUGAGGCCAGGCUUCUGAGAGCACUGAUGUACGAGAUCAUUGGGUGGACUGUGUAGAUGGUGUUCCUGCACAGCAGAAAAUAGAGCUUUGUGUCUGUUCUUUCCUUCUGCUUGUGCGGUGCUUA
Molecule: messenger RNA, 1565 nt
Organism: Merops nubicus (carmine bee-eater)
Lineage: Eukaryota; Metazoa; Chordata; Aves; Coraciiformes; Meropidae
Product: tetratricopeptide repeat protein 30A-like
Exons: 1
Biological process (GO): intraciliary transport
Cellular component (GO): axonemal microtubule; intraciliary transport particle B
Molecular function (GO): protein binding; intraciliary transport particle B binding
Source: RefSeq, a predicted model, not a curated record